Messenger RNA from Hemicordylus capensis (graceful crag lizard), 3018 nucleotides. RefSeq names its product solute carrier family 15 member 1 (gene SLC15A1). The transcript has 23 exons. Gene Ontology annotation, biological process: transmembrane transport; oligopeptide transport. NCBI's taxonomy places the organism in Eukaryota, Metazoa, Chordata, Lepidosauria, Squamata, Cordylidae. Gene Ontology annotation, cellular component: membrane. The coding region runs from base 484 to 2502 and encodes 672 amino acids. Gene Ontology annotation, molecular function: dipeptide transmembrane transporter activity. The record is from RefSeq and is a predicted model, not a curated record.
CGCAUAAGACUACGGAGCAGGGGCGCUCGUUGCAAGUAGUACCCGCUACAAGAGAGCGCGGGAAUGGACAGAAGCGAUGUACUCGACCUGUGCCGCGCAGAACUGUCGGGUGCACGGAAGGGCUGUGAGAGGAAGACCACGGCCAGCGGCACCUAGGUCUGCGGUGGCUGCCCAAAGAAACGCUCAGGCAGGCUAGCAGCGGGGAAAGCGCGGGUUCGGGGCCGCUCCGCGUCUCGUCGAGGUGCUCUGCUGUUGUGGAAAGCGCCUUUUUGCCUCGCUCCUGCUCCGACGCAGCUAUUGGAUGGCGCUGUUGUUCUCUUCCUCCGAGUGCGCGACAGCCUCUCCGCAGAAGCGAAGAAGCCCACACACUGAGGAGAGAAAAAUAAGGGACCUGGCAAACAUGUGCCAGGUUGCUGUGGCUACCCACUCAGCAUUUUCUUCAUUGUCAUCAAUGAAUUCUGCGAAAGAUUCUCCUACUAUGGAAUGCGAGCUGUGCUUGUCCUCUACUUCAAGUAUUUUCUCUCAUGGGAUGAUGAUCUUGCUACAUCCAUUUACCACACAUUUGUUGCCCUCUGCUAUCUAACGCCUAUCCUUGGAGCAAUUGUAGCUGACACCUGGCUGGGAAAAUUUAAGACCAUUGUUUACUUGUCGAUUGUGUACACAAUUGGGCAAGCAGUCUUGUCAGUAAGUUCUAUACAUGACUUGACAGAUUCCGACAGGGAUGGAAUUCCAAAUCAGAUUCAUGUACACGUCAUUCUCUCUAUGUUGGGCUUGAUUCUUAUUGCUUUUGGAACGGGUGGAAUCAAGCCCUGUGUAGCAGCAUUUGGUGGAGAUCAGUUUGAAGAUCAUCAGGAAAAGCAAAGAAACAGAUUCUUCUCUAUAUUUUACUUGUCCAUCAAUGCUGGAAGUCUUCUCUCUACUAUAAUCACCCCAAUUCUCAGAGGUGAAGAAUGUGGAAUUUACACCAAGCAAAAAUGUUACCCUCUAGCAUUUGGUGUUCCUGCUGCACUAAUGGCAAUUGCAUUGAUUGUGUUCAUAGCUGGAAGUACAAUGUACAAGAGAGCUGAACCUCGAGGCAAUAUACUGGUCCAAGUUUCUAGGUGCAUAGCGUUUUCCAUUGGAAACAGAUUUAAGCAUCGCAGCAAAGAAUUCCCAAAGAGGGAGCACUGGUUGGAUUGGGCUAGCGAGAAGUAUGGUAAACAGCUUAUCGCUCAGACUAAGAUGGUCUUGAAAGUGCUGUUCCUGUAUAUUCCUCUUCCCAUGUUUUGGGCACUUUUUGAUCAGCAGGGAUCAAGAUGGACAUUGCAAGCCACAACUAUGGAUGGAGAUUUUGGCCCUGUUCAGAUUAAGCCAGACCAGAUGCAGACUGUAAAUCCAAUCCUCAUUGUUAUAAUGGUCCCAGUUGUAGAUGCUGUGAUUUAUCCUUUAAUCAAGAAAUGCCACAUCAAUUUCACGCCUCUGAGGAAGAUGACAGUUGGCAUGUUCCUGGCAGCUGUAGCUUUUGUCAUUGCUGCUUUGGUGCAAAUUCAAAUAGACAAAACUCUUCCCAACUUUCCGGGAGCAGGGGAGUCCCAAAUCAAAAUAAUAAAUCUGGGGAAUGCUAAUGCAACAGUUCAUUUUAACACUGGGACGUCUUUUAGUGUGAAAAACCUCGCUUCAACGGGCUACACCACUUUUGAGACAGCACAGUUAAAAGACAUCAAUGUAACCUAUGGAAAUGAAACUUGGAGCAAUAAAUUUACCCACAUGGAAAAAGAACGCCGCACUCUUGAAAUAACAAAUAGAGGCCAUAUCAUUGCUGAUCUGCUUGUGGAUGAUGUAACUGCAAAACCAGAACAAGGAAUGAAUAAGAUCAGGUUCAUUAACAACUUGAAUACAACAAUUAAUAUCACAAUGGAUGGCGUUGAGUUUGGAGAAGUAAUGUAUUUUGCUGCCACAAACUAUACCUCUUUUGAAAGAGGAGCAAAAGAUAUUGUUGUUGACACUGGUCUUCAGAACUGCACAGCUAAGUCUCGGGUAUUUGGUUAUGGCAGUGCAUAUACCCUUGUAGUAGAAACGUGUAAUAGCAAUGGAAUGACUCUCACAUACAUUGAAGAUAUUCAGCCCAACUCUUUCAGUAUGGCUUGGCAAAUUCCCCAGUAUUUCGUUAUAACAUGUGCUGAAGUUGUCUUCUCAGUCACUGGUCUAUCAUUUUCAUACUCGCAGGCACCUGCCAACAUGAAGUCUGUGUUGCAAGCUGGCUGGUUGUUGACUGUGGCCGUUGGCAAUAUCAUUGUUCUUAUUAUAGCUGGAGCUUCAAAACUGAAUGAACCGUGGGAAGAAUACAUUCUGUUUGCAGCUUUGCUUGUUGCAGUUACUGUUGUGUUUGCCAUCAUGGCUUAUUUUUACACCUAUGUGGACCCAGCUGAGGUUGAAGCUAAACUUGUGGAAGAAGAAAAGAAGGAAAAGCAACCACCUGUUUGGGGAAAUGGAACUGGACCUGUUGCACAGACUCGGAUGUGAAUAUGUAUUUGGGCUGAAUGAGAAUAUAAAGGUUAAUUGGACAACUGCAUUGCCGGUCUGAGACCCAGAAAUUCCAGUCAUUGGACAAUCUGUCUUACCGGACGCAGCUGAGUAGAGAGCCUAGUCAAAAAUACGCACUUCCUUCUGAGGGCAAAGAUCAGGAAUUCUCUUCUCCUGUGAAGAAAAUAAGAAAACUCCAGAAGCUCAUGCUUGGCAGAACUUGCACUUUUAAAAAAAUGUAAGGGAUCUGAAUCUACUUGCACUUGGCCAUAUUGAAGAGGUGUUAAAGUAUUAUUUUUAUAGGGUACUACUUUAAUUUUAUAUUGUAUAAAAAGUACUCCCAUAUAAAACACUUCUUUCCCAUACAAUGCAUUGGCCCAAGGGACUUAGAACUGUUGUUUUUUUUAAUGAUGCCACACAAAUGAUGAAUGUAUUUAUAUUUGUAAUUCUAGCAAAUGCAAACCUGAACCAGCUGAAUGUUACCAUCUUGUAUUGCAUUAGAGACUUCUUCCUUCA